Messenger RNA from Theobroma cacao (cacao), 1735 nucleotides. The record is from RefSeq and is a predicted model, not a curated record. NCBI's taxonomy places the organism in Eukaryota, Viridiplantae, Streptophyta, Magnoliopsida, Malvales, Malvaceae.
UAUAAAUUGACUUGUAUCUUGUUCAUGGUCAUAAAUUUUCCACUUGCUCUAAACACUAAUGCAGUGUAGCUAAAUUUAAUUUUGUUGAUCUUCCACCCAGAAUGGAUUCACCCUAUGCAGCCAAGAUUCUUGAUAACAUCCAUGUUUCAGCACCGGCUGGCUCAGUUCCCACAACAACUCUCCCGCUCACUUACUUUGACAUCCCAUGGUUUCCUUGUGCCCCCAUGCAAAGCCUUUUCUUCUACGAAUACCCUCACCCUACCUCUCAUUUCAUGCAAACCACGCUCCCAACUCUAAAACAGUCUCUUUCCCUAACUCUUCAACAUUUUUUCCCACUUGCAGCAAAACUCGUGUGCCCCCCGCCACCCCUUGAGCCUAAUAUCCUUUACACCGACGGCGACUCUGUUCCCCUCACCAUUGCCGAAUCCGCCGCUGAUGUGAACCAUAUCAAAGCCAAUUAUGCACGCGAUAUCAAAUUGUUACACCCUUUUGUUUCCCUUCUGCCGCCAUCAACUAUGUCAUCACAUGGCAUACGGGUGCUACCCAUCAUGGCCUUGAAGGUCACAGUGUUUCCCAACGCUGCCAUUUGCAUUGGGAUGGCGCAUUACCACGUAGCAGCAGAUGGAAGCGCUUUCAUGCACUUCGUGAGAUCUUGGUCUUCCGUGUGUAAGUCAAAAGGAAACUCGACUUGUCUCGAUUACGUGUCGCAACGACCUUCUCAUAGCAGGGACGCAAUCAAAGACCCCGCUGGGUGCAAUGACGUGGCUCUGAAAGGAUAUUGGAAUUGGGUAUCAUCUUGGAGAGAGAACCUUGGCCCAACCAAGGAAAUGCCGAUGGACAAAGUUCGAGCCUCAUUUGCGUUGACCCGAGCUCAAAUCGAGAAACUCAAGCAGUGGCUCACGACUCAGUGCAACGGCAACGAUUUGGAAGGACUACACAUUUCAACAUUUGUCGUUGCCUGCUCUAUGAUGUGGAUAUGUAUGGUCAAGUCACAAGAGAGUGAAAUCUCAGCAAAUUGUCAUGAUGAUGAUAAGUUUUACUAUUUCCUUUUUGCUGUUGAUUGCCGGAGCCGCAUUGAAUUUCCUCUGCCCGUCACGUACUUUGGAAACUGUCUAGCACCAGGUAUUGUACGAGCCAAGAAGGGUGAGCUGAUGGGGGAAAGUGGGAUAGUAACAGCCGCGAAAGCAAUUGCAAGAAAAGUUAAAGAGAUGGAAAGUGGAGCUCUAAAAGAAGUAGAAAAAGGGCCGUCAAACCUUGAGGAAAUGUUAGCAUCGGGGCAUUAUCUAGGGGUUUCUGGGUCACCGAAAUUAGGAAUAUAUGGUAUGGAUUUUGGGUGGGGGAGGCCUACAAAGGUCGAGUUUGUUCACUUAGAUGACGGUGGAUCUUUGUCUCUGGCGGAGUGUAGAGAUGAGCCAGGUGGAAUUGAAGUUUCCUUGGUUCUUAGUAAGGAUCAAAUGGAUUCAUUCACUGCACAUUUUGGAGAAAGCUUAAGGAAGGCCUUUUAAGAAUUCAUCAGUGUGAUGACUCCAUCUUUUGUGUUCCAUAUGUUUAACUAGGUCCAACAUGCAGCAGAUCAUAAAGGGCCAGUCGUAUUUGGAUGUUAACAGUGGAGGAUCAAAUCAUAACCUUAUCUCAUCUUGUUUCUAUCUUUUACUCUAUGUAUUAGGGAUGACGAUUCCUAUGUGUUUUCUUUAAUUAUUACUUUAAUGAAAUGAAGGGACGUUUUUUGUCAUCA